Aquila chrysaetos chrysaetos is the source of this 691-nucleotide messenger RNA. Its product is annotated as histone-lysine N-methyltransferase MECOM-like. The record is from RefSeq and is a predicted model, not a curated record. The coding region runs from base 134 to 685 and encodes 183 amino acids. The transcript has 2 exons. Lineage: Eukaryota; Metazoa; Chordata; Aves; Accipitriformes; Accipitridae.
UGUGCGGGAGAGGGAGAGAGGAGAGAGGGAGAGGGGGAGCGAAAAAGGAGGAAAAGCUCCGGGAGGAAAAAAAAAAAAAAAGCGCCCCCCCCCACCCCAACCCCACGCCAGCAUCGGCCGCGGGACUGGCAGCAUGCGAUCCAAAGGCAGGGCGAGGAAGCUGGCCGCAAGUGAUGAAUGUUUGUACGAAAGCUUUCCCGAACUUCCUUUGGAGGAAGUGCCAGAAGCUGAUGGAGAGGCUGCAAACGUCCAGUGUCCAACAUCCGUCGGCAUUCAAGAGCCAUCUUCUCCAGCAACGUCCAGUGAAGCUUUCACACCAAAGGAGAGCUCCCCUUACAAGGCUCCGAUAUACAUUCCCGAUGACAUUCCCAUUCCUUCAGAGUUUGAGCUCAGAGAAUCCAACGUUCCUGGAGCAGGAUUAGGGAUAUGGACCAAAAGGAAGAUUGAAGCAGGGGAAAAAUUUGGCCCUUUUGUAGGAGAGCAGCGGCCACACCUUAAAGAUCCCAGUUACGGUUGGGAGGUAAGACACUGUACAUUAUUUCGGUCUGUUGAACUCUCUUGCAUGUCUAUAAACACAGAAGUAUUUGCAGAAUUUGAGUCCUAUCCUGCAGCAGCCAGGGGAUAUUUGUGUACACGAAGAAUGCUUUGCGGCCUUUCAGGGCUUUCUGGAUGGAAACAAGUGUAAAUUAAA